AUGGAGAACAUAGAUACCGACAAAGUACCUCGUUUAAAUAAACCCAGAGUCGUCUUGUAUCCUUCUGAACGUGUACAACUAGGUUGGCAAGAUGAAAAAAUGGCAGUUGGAUCUGGAUUAGUCAAUACUGGUGUGAUAUGUUACAUCAAUUCUACACUACAAAUGUCACGCGAAGGUGAGGAGCAUCUGGCGGGUCGGGACAGCCGGUGGCGGCCGAGCCGAGGCCACAUGCGGUCGAGUCUGGAGGACUUGGUGUGGCAGACCACCUCCCAACUCGACAUCUUGCGGCAGACCAGGGCGACGCUGAUCGGGCUGGGAGCAGAGUUCCCUCCGGACGCACCGCAGGGACUAUCGGUCCAGCAGAUCGGCGACGUAGACACGGCGGAGCUACGGGCCGAUCCUCGUCUGUGGGUGGCGUAUGAGCGCGGGUGGCGCGAGCACGCUAAGGCUGCACCGGCGAGUUCACCGGCACCGACGGACCGUCGGCCCAUACCGGGGCCAGUCCGCCACACACAGCGGACGGUCCGGAAGGCGACCACGGCGAAGCCACAACCGCGGCCGGCACGCGCAGCACAGGGAACAGCGCUGGCCAGUGAUGAAAAAUUAAUACAGACAACCUGCUUGUUCAUGUGUACACAAAUUAAUUGA
Messenger RNA from Aphis gossypii (cotton aphid), 648 nucleotides. RefSeq lists its product as uncharacterized. The record is from RefSeq and is a predicted model, not a curated record. NCBI's taxonomy places the organism in Eukaryota, Metazoa, Arthropoda, Insecta, Hemiptera, Aphididae. The transcript is spliced from 2 exons. The coding region runs from base 1 to 648 and encodes 215 amino acids.